Cyphellophora attinorum is the source of this 1671-nucleotide messenger RNA. RefSeq lists its product as uncharacterized. The record is from RefSeq and is a predicted model, not a curated record. The transcript has a single exon. Bases 1 to 1671 code for a protein of 556 amino acids. Lineage: Eukaryota; Fungi; Ascomycota; Eurotiomycetes; Chaetothyriales; Cyphellophoraceae.
AUGGCCUCCGAAGAGACCCUCAUAUCCUUUGCGCCCGUCACACCCGCCCAUAAAUUUGCCUGGCGCGCUCUUCGCGGCUUCGUGUACGGCUCGCCCGAGUCGCCCGAAAUUGACAACAACUUGGUCCCGGGCAGUGUGGGUUCCGGCAAGGAGAACGCUCGUCCAGUAUCACCAUCGCUGAAGAAGAUCAUCCUCGAAGGCAUCCCAACUCUAGCGAGUCCGCAGAAGCGCAAGCGCAGUGAUGCUGCACCAGCAGCGCCGCAGCUCUCACCAACAAAGUCGAUCCUGCGCACGCCUGGUGGCGCGCCGACACCGCGAGCUAAGAGCCUGAGGGAUGUGAAUGUCAAGUUCAAGAGUGUCAGCCCUGAGGUGAUGGCGGUGAAGCAGAGAAAUGCUACUGCGCCUGUGCUGGGCAAGGUGGAUGUGGUGUCGCUAGAGAAGGAGAUUGACGAGCUUCAGCAGGAGCUUGAGGCAUCGAUCGACGGUGGGAAGAAGAAUACAGCGCCAGACCAAGCACAUGUGGUGUCGAAGAAGGUCAGGAAGACCAGCAAACAGACAACAGUCUCGGACAUAAUGCCUGCCACAGCGCACGAUCCGGAACGAGAGGCCUAUCAACGUAGAACGGAGAUGGAGGUCAAGCAGAUACUGCGGCACCAGAAGAAGAUCAAGGACUACGCGAAGCGGGCGGAUGAGCAGAAUGUCAUCCUGAAGGGUAUGGUCGCGGAGUUGAAGGCAGAGAAUGCACGACUGAAGGCCAGACUAGAGGAGAAGGAGCGAAUACCUGUGAACGGAGGCAAUAGCGGUGGCCCGACGAAGGAAGCCACCACCGAUGUUUCAGAUCGCGGUAGCAGACGAGACAGGAAGGCACCGCUUGGGGCUCGAGUUCAUGCAGAUCAGGCAGCGGAUGCUUUGUCGAGGACCGAGGCAUUCAAGCGGUCAUUGCGUGGCCAGGAAGCCAUAGCCCCGGAGGCUAGUACAGACAGCGCAUCUCUCCCCCAUCGGCCCAAAACCACUACCUUGGAUACCGACAGCGCAUCCAGGCGACGAAGGAGACCGAGCAUCCACGUUCACGAAGAUCCAAAGCCUAUACAGUCAAGGCCCGACGACAAAGGCAAUCAGCAAGUGCACACCACCAGAUCCGACAAUCGAGAUGAUGCAGGCAGGGAACCUGCAACACGGCCAGCAUCCCCAGUCAAUCGCAGUGUCUCGAUCCGCAGUACAGACAGACCGCGAGUCCGCAGUCGCAACUCACCUCCUUCCCUCACAGUCCUCCUCAGCGAACAGCUCGAGCAACCUGCUGAGCCGCCUCGUCCAUCUGCGAGAAAUUGCAGCAGCAGACAACCAUCGACGUCCAUUCCCAAGACCAGCGCUUCCGGCACUACAAUCGAUGCUUCCGAUCGACCAUCCAUAGAAGUGGCUGAUUCCUUGCACGCUGUCCAACCAUUGGACCAGCCAUCUACUGCUACCAGAGUCGCCGCUGUUACAACACUAGCGCCCGACCGCGCCACAGCAGCGCGUCUGCGUCUGGAGAAACGGCGCGAGCGGGCUCGAUUGGGGCUUGUGGGUAAUGGGACGAGUUUGGCUUUUGCUGGGAUGUUCACUGGAGCAGAUCAUGGUCGAGAGAAACAAUCGGCUCUGGAGGAGAGCGCUGUGGACUGGGCUGGGCUGUGA